AUUUACAUUUUGGGCCUACACCACCUCAACACCACCGACUUCACUUCCUCUUUUCACCCAACCCCAAGUCAACCAGCCAGGAGAGUCACAAUGUCGGCGAAGCCCACGAGCAAGACAUUCGGAAAGUCGACCCGAGAGGUUCCUGCCUCUUCGGAGAAGGCUAAGAAGUGGUACCCCGCUGACGACGAUGCCGAGAACAAGAAGGUCCGCAAGGCUGUCCGAUCUUGGGCCCCUCGCAAGUCCCUCCAGCCCGGCACUGUCCUCAUCCUCCUCGCUGGCCGCUUCCGUGGCAAGCGUGUCAUUCUCCUGAAGUCCCUCGACCAGGGUGUCCUCCUCGUCACCGGCCCCUUCAAGAUCAACGGUGUUCCUCUGCGACGAGUCAACUCCCGAUACGUCAUCGCUACCUCUUACAAGGUCGACAUCUCCGGUCUCGACGAGAAGAAGAUUGAGGAGGUCUCUCAGCCCAAGUACUUCACCGCUGAGAAGGCUAAGGAGAAGGCUGGUGAGGAGGCUUUCUUCAAGCAGGGAGAGAAGCCCCAGAAGAAGGAGGUCAACAGCAGCCGCGCCGCCGACCAGAAGGCCAUCGAUAAGGCUCUGAUUGCCAACAUCAAGAAGGUUGACAUGCUGGCUUCUUACCUCUCCAGCUCUUUCAGCUUGAGGAAGGGUGACAAGCCCCACGAGAUGGCCUGGUAAAUGUGCAAUCUUGUGCCGGGGUGAUGGGAGUACCGGGGUUGCGACACAACGGGUUGUAGAACGGCAAGGGUCUCCGAAAUGGGCUGGUUUGGCCAAUUGCAUUUGGAAGUCGACGGCAUCGGUCCUAUUUUGGCGUCUGUAAUCAGGUUUUACAGUCAAAAAACAAACGAGCAUACAAAAUUCUAGAGGCUUCCGGUCAGAGGCCGAUGAUGAUGAACUUCACUCGGAUAUCCCAUCUCCUGAGUGAUAAAGACAACUGGUGUGAGCGAUCUUGGUGUUUUCCGAUCUGAUCUGGUCAACAAUGGACAUUGAUUUAUGAAUGAUUAAAAAAGUUUCAAAAUUUAUGUGUGUUUAUCGGUCUGCUGGUAUGUCAGUCCUCUAAUGUGACCAAGACCCAGAUUCAUAAUAUCAACAUGAGU
Messenger RNA from Fusarium redolens, 1112 nucleotides. RefSeq names its product ribosomal protein L6e-domain-containing protein. The transcript has 3 exons. The record is from RefSeq and is a predicted model, not a curated record. Gene Ontology annotation, molecular function: RNA binding; structural constituent of ribosome. Bases 91 to 693 code for a protein of 200 amino acids. Gene Ontology annotation, cellular component: cytosolic large ribosomal subunit; ribosome. Gene Ontology annotation, biological process: cytoplasmic translation; ribosomal large subunit assembly. Lineage: Eukaryota; Fungi; Ascomycota; Sordariomycetes; Hypocreales; Nectriaceae.